CCUUGACUGCACUCUCACUUGCUUCUCAUACUCGACUGCUCGUCUGACCUUACUCGAUUCCAUCACACGACCCUGCAGGCUGUCUCUUCUGGUUGUUGCUAUAGCGAACGCGAGGGCAGGCUGCUUACAUAACAGCUUCUGCAGGUCAGGUGUAGAUCGUCAAUCCAGCCAACCCCAAGGGACCGACCUCAUCCAGCGCCGAAUUCCCCUCCAUUCAUCACAGACGGGCUUUUCUAAUUUCCAGCCCCGUCCUUGACAGUUUCCUUUCCCUGCUGAUCGCCUUCUCCCCGCAUCAUGGCCGCCGACCUCUCCAGCUCGAGGGAGCUGUAUGAAUCUGGACUGACUGUCCACUCAGAUUCUGAGAAUUAUUCGGCCAAUCAUGACAUCUCCGGCUCUCAGUCAUCCUCCUCGAGCUCCCCCUUGAUCCUCUACAAGCCCCCAACCAUCUGGAGUAUCCUGCGGGGAGCUGCCAUUAACCUCGUUCUCCCAUUCGUGAAUGGGUUGAUGCUGGGAUUUGGCGAGUUGUUUGCACAUGAAGCCGCCUAUCGACUCGGCUGGUCCGGGACAAAGGUCUUCCCUAUGCAUCGGCGUUCGAGACCUGUCGGGCCCGGAAUCGAGGUGCGAGACAUCCCGUCGCAACGGAGGGGGACUAGGGCGGCCGGACUGAAGGAUGCUACGUCUCUAGAGUAGACCCGGGUGGAGUACUAGCGGACCAUAUAGAUAUCUCAUCACGCCCGAUUGAUAUUGGCAUGUACGGGUAAAGUGGCAUCAAAACAGUUCAUUUCUUGUCGCUUGCAGGGUGGCAUGAAUGCGCAUCAGGGGGUUACAGUGUACAUAGAGCAAGCAUCAGUAAUCGGUCUGACUGGACGGCGUCUGGCGAACCACCUCGAAUUUAACCUCUCACACAUUGACG
Messenger RNA from Aspergillus costaricaensis CBS 115574, 913 nucleotides. Its product is annotated as TOM13-domain-containing protein. The record is from RefSeq and is a predicted model, not a curated record. Lineage: Eukaryota; Fungi; Ascomycota; Eurotiomycetes; Eurotiales; Aspergillaceae. Gene Ontology annotation, biological process: mitochondrial outer membrane translocase complex assembly; protein insertion into mitochondrial outer membrane. The coding region runs from base 295 to 690 and encodes 131 amino acids. The transcript is spliced from 3 exons. Gene Ontology annotation, cellular component: mitochondrial outer membrane.